AAAGCCCUCUCGGUGCAGCGCAAAAGUGUGCAACCACCUUCGCACCUACUCCAUAUAUAUCCAGUGUGCGCUCUCGCUCUCUGUCUCUCUUUCUCGAACGCACGCAUGCCGGCACGCGUACGCUGCUAGCCAUGUCCACCUCCGGCCGGCCGGCCACCGUCCUCUUCUCCCUGAUCACGGCGCUCGCCGCCGCCACGUCGUCGUUGGCGGACACGCCGGACUGUCCAUACCCGUGCCUCCCGCCACCAACCUCCGGCGGAAUCAUCAACAGCUACCCGCCACCGCCACCAGCAGCAACAGGCGGCAGCGGUAACGACGGCUUCGGCGGAAGCUACCCGCCGCCUCCGCCGGGGGCUUUCGGCCAGCUGACCCCGCCGGGGGUCAUGCCGGGGACGUUCCUCGCGCCGCCGUACAGCGCCGUCCCGGCUGGGCCUGCUCCGCCGCCGCCUAACCCAGUCCUGCCUUGGUACCCGUGGUACUACCAGCACAACAACCCGAUCACGGGGUCGAGCACGUCCUCGGCGCCGGCCGUGCACCGGAGGGCGACGAGCGUAGGUGCCCUGCUGCUCCAGAUGUACUGUGCUCUGGUGAUUCUUCUUCGGGCGUUGUAGAUUACUUUUUCGCUGUAGGAGAGUCUGAUAGUUUAGCAAUUAUAAGGCGUUCUAGCUAUGUACAUGUGCUGAACUUGUUCAUGUCAAUUGCGAUUUAAGUUUGAGUUUUUUGCAGCUACGAGCUUCAGAGAAGCUUGUUUACUUUAUUAAUAGUUCUUAUUUACAUCAGGACACUACACACAAGUUUGUAAGUAAUUAUUGUUGUUUUUAUGCAUGAUCACCAUUUCUAUUUGUAA
Molecule: messenger RNA, 847 nt
Organism: Brachypodium distachyon (stiff brome)
Lineage: Eukaryota; Viridiplantae; Streptophyta; Magnoliopsida; Poales; Poaceae
Product: formin-like protein 3
Exons: 1
Coding region: 132-611 (159 amino acids)
Source: RefSeq, a predicted model, not a curated record